This is a messenger RNA of Sphaerulina musiva SO2202, 264 nucleotides long. RefSeq lists its product as uncharacterized. The record is from RefSeq and is a predicted model, not a curated record. Bases 1 to 264 code for a protein of 87 amino acids. NCBI's taxonomy places the organism in Eukaryota, Fungi, Ascomycota, Dothideomycetes, Mycosphaerellales, Mycosphaerellaceae. The transcript is spliced from 2 exons.
AUGGCAUCAGGCAUGUGGGAAAAUGGACAGGUCGGUUCACGGAGACUUCAGGAGUCGUCCCACAAGAUUUGGCCACUGUGUUGGAAUCUGUCCGACGUUGCUCAAAUGGCGGGCGACGAGUUGAAAUCAUCGAACAGCUGCCUGGCCGCCAAGAAUGCAGCUGUCAAACGUCAGUUUCGUCAGGAUCCUGGUGUACUUGUCGAGCUGGGGAAACUCCAAGUGAGAUGCGAAUACCUGUACGAGAAUGAGAUUGGCAACUGCUAA